CGACACCAGGCAUUAGCAUCACUCAUCUCCUCAUAUCCCAAGUACACACAUCGACCACAGGUUGAAGUUUGCAGAUUCGUCUUAGACAACUCAAAAAGAAAUCAACAAACAAGAAAUGGCUUCUUUCAAGAAUCUGAUAUUCAUCGCCUUGGUCGUGUACGCCGUGUCCGCCGAAGAAAACAAACCUGCCGAGGAUGGAGCAAGAGUAAAGAAACACGCCUACAUUGCCGCUGCCCCAGCUCCGGUCUUGGCUUACUCUGCAGCAGCCCCAGCAUACCCAUACUCAGCAUACUCUGCUUACCCAGCUAGCUACGCUUACAAAUACUCCGCUCCAGCUGCCUACGCUGCACCAGCUGCCUACGCAGCACCAGCUGCUUACGUCGCUCCUGCUGCCUACGCCGCACCAGCUGCCUAUGCCGCCACCCCAUACGCCGCUUACUCGAGCUACGCAGCUUACCCGAGCUACGCCGCCUACCCGAGCUACGCAGCUUAUGACGAUGGCAAAUACUACCCAGGAAAAUACGAGAAAUCGUACUUCCCAGCAGCCUACAAAGCCGCAUACCCGGUCGCCUACCACUACUGAACAUCCACUCGCCCAUGAUUCUCAACCUUCCGACAACAUACAUAGUUUUUUUUAAAUAUAACUUUCAACAAUAAAAACGUGAUCCUUUUUUCAUCAA
Messenger RNA from Myzus persicae (green peach aphid), 680 nucleotides. Its product is annotated as cuticle protein 16.5-like. The record is from RefSeq and is a predicted model, not a curated record. The transcript has 3 exons. NCBI's taxonomy places the organism in Eukaryota, Metazoa, Arthropoda, Insecta, Hemiptera, Aphididae. The coding region runs from base 116 to 583 and encodes 155 amino acids.